AUGGCUGGUUUGGAUUUGAGCCUCUUACUCAUGUUGUCUGUGCUGGCAGAGGUCAGAGAAGUUUCUCUGGCACAGUUCAGCCACCAAGGAGCCAUGGGCCCUGGAAACAUCAUCAUUGGAGGUCUUUUUCCCAUCCAUGAGGCAGCGAACUACACUGGCUCAAACAGCUUCUCUUCUCCUCAGCGUCCAAACUGCAGCAGAUAUUACACAAAAGGUCUAAAUCAGGCUCUAGCUAUGAUUCAUGCUGUGGAAAUGGCAAACCGAUCCCCCAUGUUGAGCAGUUUGAACUUAACUCUCGGAUAUCGCAUCUAUGACACAUGUUCUGAUGUCACGACUGCGCUUUGGGCCGUCCAAGAUCUCACACGGCCGUACUCAGACUGUGAUUCACCAACAAACUCUUCUCAACCUGUCCAGCCAAUAAUGGCAGUAAUUGGGACCUCUUCUUCUGAGGUCUCCAUCGCAAUUGCCAGGGAACUCAACCUUCUGCUGAUUCCACAGAUAAGUUAUGCAUCUACAGCUAUGAUUCUAAGUGACAAAAGUCGUUUUCCUGCUUUCAUGAGGACUGUCCCAAAUGAUGAGUACCAAACCCAUGCCAUGGUACAACUUCUGAAGGACAAUAAAUGGACCUGGGUUGGCAUUAUCAUUACAGAUGGAGACUAUGGGCGCUCUGCCAUGGAAAGUUUUGUUAAGCACACCGAAAGCGAGGGAAUUUGUGUGGCCUUUAAGGCGAUCCUACCCGACUCACUAACAGACCAACAAAAAUUAAACACCCACAUCAACAAGACUGUGGACACCAUUGAAAAAAAUACUAAGGUUAAUGUGCUGGUCUCAUUUGCUAAGUCAUCUCAAAUGAAGUUGCUAUUCCAGGGCCUGCGUAGUAGGAACGUUCCAAAUAAUAAAGUAUGGGUGGCCAGUGAUAACUGGUCAACCGCUAAAAAUAUUCUAAAAGACGUAAACCUCUCAGAUAUCGGAAAUAUACUGGGCUUCACCUUCAAGAGUGGAAAUGUUACAGCUUUUCAUCAAUACCUUAAGGAUCUAAAGUUUGAAAGGGAAGCUAAGAUGAACAAUUCAUUCCUGGAGGAAUUUUUAAAACUGCCUGAUAUAGGAAAUGCUGCAAACGCAGUACAGAAACUGAUUAAAAACACAUAUUUAGACAUAGUCUUCAGCGUUCAGAUGGCCAUCAGUGCUAUUUCUAAUGCUGUGGUUGAACUAUGUGUAAAAAGACAAUGCAAGACCCCUUCAGCUAUCCAACCCUGGGAGCUCUUAAAACAGCUGAGGGCCGUCACUUUUGAGAAAGAGGGAGUCAUGUACAAUUUUGACACUAAUGGCGACAUUAAUUUGGGCUAUGAUGUCUGCCUAUGGGAUGAAUUUGAAGGACAUGACAUAAUAGCAGAAUAUUAUCCAUCUAACAGCAGUUUCACUUUUACAAGGAAGAAUCUAAGUGAUAUUGAGAAUGUGGUAUCUAAGUGUUCAGACAGCUGUCAUCCAGGGGAGUACAAAAAAACAGCAGAGGGUCAGCACACUUGCUGUUAUGCGUGUCUUGCCUGCGCCGAAAACCAAUACUCCAACCACACAGAUGCAGACGCUUGUUCCAAGUGCGACACUGAGAGCAUGUGGUCAAACGCUAAUAGCUCAGAAUGUCAUCCCAAGCUUUAUGAGUACUUUGAGUGGAAUAGUGGGUUCGCUAUCGUCCUGUUGACGCUGGCUGCCCUCGGCAUCCUACUCCUCUUCUCAAUGUCCGUACUGUUCUUCUGGCAAAGGAACUCUCUGGUGGUUAAGGCUGCAGGUGGACCACUUUGUCAUCUGAUCCUUUUCUCCCUGCUGGGCAGUUUUAUCAGUGUCAUUUUCUUUGUGGGUGAACCGAGCAAUGAGACGUGUAGGGUGAGGCAGGUCAUCUUUGGCCUGAGCUUCACGCUGUGUGUUUCAUGUAUCUUAGUGAAGUCCUUGAAGAUCCUUCUGGCGUUCCAGAUGAACCUAGAGCUGAAGGAGCUUCUUCGCAAGCUCUACAAGCCGUAUGUGAUCGUUUGCAUCUGCACGGGGCUUCAGGUCACCAUUUGCGUUCUUUGGCUGACCUUGAACAGGCCUUUUAAAGGCAAAGUGGUGCAGCCAAAAUCCAUUCUCCUGGAAUGCAAAGAGGGUUCAAGUGUGAUGUUUGGGUUAAUGCUGGGUUACAUAGCUUUGCUGGCACUUAUAUGUUUCACAUUUGCUUAUAAAGGCAGGAAACUUCCGCAGAAGUAUAACGAAGCAAAGUUCAUCACAUUUGGUAUGCUCAUCUACCUCAUGGCCUGGGUCAUUUUUAUCCCAGUGCAUGUCACCACCAGUGGCAAAUAUGUACCGGCUGUGGAGGUGGUUGUCAUUCUCAUUUCAAACUACGGGAUCCUGAGCUGCCACUUUUUGCCAAAAUGUUACAUAAUUAUUUUCAAGAAGGAGUAUAAUACCAAAGAUGCAUUCUUGAACAAUGUUUAUGAAUACGCCAGAAAGAGCGCUGAGAACAUCAGGGGCUUGACUGGAACUGAUCCACACAGUAAAACUGAGAAUUCAGUCUACGUCAUAUCCAAUCCGUCACUUGUGCCUGAGGAGAAACAAGUUUCUGUACCAAAAAUAGAUAAUGUGCCUUAA
Sinocyclocheilus anshuiensis is the source of this 2619-nucleotide messenger RNA. Its product is annotated as G-protein coupled receptor family C group 6 member A. The record is from RefSeq and is a predicted model, not a curated record. Gene Ontology annotation, molecular function: G protein-coupled receptor activity. Gene Ontology annotation, cellular component: plasma membrane. Gene Ontology annotation, biological process: G protein-coupled receptor signaling pathway. Bases 1 to 2619 code for a protein of 872 amino acids. NCBI's taxonomy places the organism in Eukaryota, Metazoa, Chordata, Actinopteri, Cypriniformes, Cyprinidae. The transcript is spliced from 6 exons.